Molecule: messenger RNA, 1785 nt
Organism: Parascedosporium putredinis
Lineage: Eukaryota; Fungi; Ascomycota; Sordariomycetes; Microascales; Microascaceae
Source: the annotation of a GenBank genome assembly
AUGGAAAGGUCGCUAGGAAAUGGCACCCGACGGUCCAGGCCGAGCAGCCCGGCUCGGCGCGGCCUGAAGGCGGAACUUCGAGACCUGGCCUGGGGCCAGCUCAACUUCCUCCACACGACGGACACGCAUGGCUGGCAUGCCGGCCAUCUCCAAGAGGCUCAGUAUUCCGCCGACUGGGGAGAUUAUGUUUCUUUCGCCCACCAUAUGCGCAAAAAGGCCGACGACAAUAACGUCGAUCUCCUCGUAAUCGAUACCGGCGAUCGAGUCGAGGGCAACGGGCUGUACGAUGCUUCCAACCCCAAGGGCCUCUUCACCUACGACAUUUUCAAGGAGCAGAAUGUCGACAUCAUCUGCAGUGGAAACCACGAGUUGUAUAGAUCGGAGACGGCGGAGCGCGAGGUCACGCACAACAUCCCCAACUUCAAGGGUCGCUACCUCGCUUCCAACCUCGACUACAUCAACCCCAAGACCGGCGAGCAGGAACCCAUGGCCCAGCGGUAUAGGAGGUUCAAGACCAAGAACCAGGGGAUAGACAUCGUCGCGUUCGGUUUCCUCUUCGACUUCACCGGAAACGACAAGAAUACCGUUGUCAUCCCCGCGAGGCAGGUGAUCAAGGAAGAGUGGUUCCAGAACGCCAUCCGCGAGGAUGCGGACGUCUUCAUCAUCAUCGGCCACGUCGGGCUCAGGAUGGAAGAGCUCAAGCUCAUCCACCGCGCGAUCCGUCAGGCUAACUGGAACAGCCCGAUCCUGGUUUUUGCCGGCCACGCGCACGUGCGCGAUGCGGUCAACUUCGACGCCAAGGCCGCGGGUAUCGCCAGCGGCCGGUAUUUCGAGACGAUUGGAUGGAUGUCGGUCGAGGGUCUCAAGACGAAAGAGAAGAACGAGGUGGAAGACCGCGCCCUCAAUGCCGGUCUCAAAUUCCACCGCCGCUAUAUCGACAACAACGUCCUCGGCAUGUACCACCACAGCGGCUUGGAUGGGGAAACCUUCCCCACCGAGCACGGGCGCAAUGUAAGCGCGGCCAUCUCGCGCGCGCGAAAGGUGCUUGACCUGGAUUACAAGUAUGGAUGCGCGCCAAAGACGCUCUGGCUCACCCGUGCCGCCCACGAUGGGGAGGAUAGCAUCUUUACCUGGCUGAACGAAACAGUCCUUCCCGAUGUUGUGACCAAGAAAGGAAGGGAGGAAAAUGCGCGGGUAGCCAUCUUCAACACUGGGGGCAUUCGCUUUGAUAUCUUCAAGGGCGCCUUUACGCGCGACAGCACCUACCUCGUCAGCCCUUUUAUCAGCACCUUGAAGUACAUCCCCGAUGUCCCCUACGAUGUCGCCCGCAAGGUCAUCACGAUUUUGAACAGUGGCGGCCACAUCUUUUCUGGCAGCGACCUGGAUCCCAGGUACAUGGCCCUACCGCAAAAGUGGGCAGGCAAAGACCUGCGCCAGGCGCCCACGAUGCCGGGACCCCGGCUGGAGCUGAGAGGCGAUUCUGAGCAGAUUAGGCUUUCGGGCGAUGGCGAGGGUAGCAGGGACAAAGAUAAGGACAAGGACAAGGUUCGCACGGAGGGUUAUACUACGGAGGACGACUUUGGAAAGGAUGGCGACGACACGGUCCACGCGCCUGUGCCCUACUUCAACGUGCCCAACUGCAUCCAGAGCGAGAUUGGCUUCCCCGAGAAAGACGACCCGGAAAAGGUGGACCUUGUCUUUAUCGAGUUCAUCACCCCCUUCAUCCUUCAGGCCCUCACGUUCGCUGGGGGAAUAUGGCCCCAAGGACGUCGAGUCGUACUCUAA